AUACAUAGGGACAAAUUUAGGAGCGAAACGAAACCGUAUCGUAUUUUGUGCUGUUACUGAACAAACCCCCGCUCUCCCUAAGAUCUACUCUUUCAACCGUCACCGUCGUUCGACCAUUACUCGCCGUCCUUUUCCUCUCUCUCCAUUCUUCAAUUUUAUUUUCACAUCGCGUGCCCUAGAAUUAUUUCUCAUUUCGAAACCGCUCUUGAAUUGUAUCAUCCAUUUUUUCCUCUCAUAAUUCAGAAUUUGUUGCUGAAUUUAAUACAUGAUAGAUGGGAACGCGACCGCAGCAAUCGCGUGUAGAUGAAGACGACGACGAACUGCUCGGCUGUGGAACUACGAUUUCCGGCCAAUCAGGCUCCACAAGCCGGAGUGCUGGAUUGGGGACUACCGCCGGUGAUAACGCUGCUCUCAAAUUGAACCACCUUGACAUACACGAUGAUGAUGCUGCAUCACAGGGAGCAGUUGCGAGCAAGAAGAAAAAGAGAGGCCAGCGAGCUGUUGGGGGUGAUAAGAGUGGAAGAGGGCUUCGCCAAUUUAGUAUGAAAGUGUGUGAGAAGGUAGAAAGUAGAGGAAGAACAACUUACAAUGAGGUGGCAGAUGAACUUGUGGCUGAGUUUUCUGAUCCAAGCAAUAGUGUUUUGACCCCUGAUCAGCAACAAUAUGACGAGAAAAACAUCCGUCGAAGAGUCUAUGAUGCUCUGAAUGUUCUCAUGGCUAUGGAUAUAAUUUCCAAGGAUAAAAAGGAAAUACAAUGGAAGGGUCUUCCUCGUACCAGUCAGAAUGAUAUUGAAGAACUAAAGACAGAGCGUCUUGGGCUCAGGAACAGAAUUGAAAGGAAAACAGCCUAUCUGCAGGAGCUUGAGGAGCAAUUUGUAGGUCUUCAGAAACUUAUACAGCGAAAUGAGCAACUAUGUAGCUCAGGAAAUCCUCCCAGUGGAGGUGUAUCUUUACCUUUUAUUCUCGUACAGACACGUCCUCAUGCAACUGUUGAAGUGGAAAUAUCAGAAGAUAUGCAGCUUGUUCAUUUUGAUUUCAACAGUUCUCCUUUUGAGCUGCAUGACGACAAUUAUGUUCUCAAGGCAAUGAAUUUUUGCGAGAGUGAGAGACCACAGAGCGACAACGUCAUACACAAUGUUGUGAAUGGAGGGGAAGGCUCUAGCAUGUCGGGCAUGUAUCAGUCACGGGUUCCUCCUUCAGUUUCAAACAUGUCAGUUAGGCCUCCCACAUCACCUCCACUCCCUGGAAUAUUAAAGGCGAGAGUUAAGCAAGAGCAUUGAUCUGCAAGUUUAUGAUAUCAUCUCACCUUAUUUAGGCAUGCCUGUAUAUUUUGUAGAGAAAUAUACCGAAUUAUAGACCUUCAUAAUAGUUAGUCAUCGGUACAUCUUUGGGGUAGGCCAGAAGCAGAUCGAUCUGUUUGCUUCUUUAUUGUUUGGGGUAGACAGACAAAUUCACUGGCUGCUACUAUCUAUCAUUACUACCUUCACUGGAUUUUUUUUUUUUACGGGUAACUUCCCCUCUGAUGUAGUAAGAGAGAAUUCUGUUGUAAUAAAUGAUUACUUUCAUGAUUCACUGAUUUACAGUGUAAAUUGUAGUGUUUUCCAGUUUAUAUGGAUAUAUUGGCUGGUAUUUGGACCAAUGCAUCUUGUUUGUCUUGUUGCCUGUGAUGUUGGUAUUUUCAACAUCAAUUUCUUUUUGUAAUAUCCUUAGUUUAUUACCUAAAUACCUAAU
Vicia villosa (hairy vetch) is the source of this 1731-nucleotide messenger RNA. Its product is annotated as transcription factor-like protein DPB. The coding region runs from base 273 to 1280 and encodes 335 amino acids. Gene Ontology annotation, cellular component: transcription regulator complex; nucleus. The transcript is spliced from 9 exons. Gene Ontology annotation, molecular function: RNA polymerase II transcription regulatory region sequence-specific DNA binding; DNA-binding transcription factor activity, RNA polymerase II-specific. Lineage: Eukaryota; Viridiplantae; Streptophyta; Magnoliopsida; Fabales; Fabaceae. Gene Ontology annotation, biological process: regulation of cell cycle; regulation of transcription by RNA polymerase II. The record is from RefSeq and is a predicted model, not a curated record.